AUGUCAACAAUCGCCACCCCCCGAGACCCCUCCGGGCCACUGCGCCGCACCAACUCCUCCAUAACCCCCACCUCCUCUUCCCGACCCAGCCUCGAUAACUCCACCGCCGGCUCUCCCAACCCCAACUCCAACCCAACCUUCAACUCAAAAGACACAUCAUCCUCCUCAUCGACCGCCCCCCAAUCCAAACGCGCCAGCCGCGCCGCCCUCCGCGAGUACUACAACCUCCGCAACAACCCCUCCACACCCCCCCUCCCCCCAACCGUCGAAAUCACCGACCCUCCAACCAGCCCCAACCCCGAAACUGGGGCAACUACAAUACUAAACCCAUCGACCUCCGAACUCGACACCCCAACCUUCGACGCCCCCACCUACGUGUCCCACCUCCUCCGCACCAGUUCCCUCGCCGAAUUGUUACGCACAUAUACCCGUGUAUUGGGCGAGAUGCGGGCGCUGGACGCGGAGCGCAAGGCGUUGGUGUAUGAUAAUUAUAGUAAGCUGAUUGCGGCUACGGAGACAAUUCGGCGGAUGAGGGCUGCUGGUUCUGCGGGGGAUACGAACACAAGCAGCGGGGGGGGGGGAACGUUGGAGGGGGUGGUGGAGGGGAUUUAUAAACGGGCGGCUGCGUUGAGGGAGGAGUUGAGGGCUGAGGUGGAGAGGGUGGAAGCGGCGAAAAAGGAGGAGAGUGAUGAGGAGAAACGGAAGAGAGAAAAGGUUGAGCGGACGAGGGAGUUGGCCAGGGAGGUGCUGCAGGUGCCGGAGCGGUUGAGGCGGUUGAUGGAUGAGGGGAAGGUGGACGAGGCCAAGACGGAGUGGGAGGCGCCGAGGAGGUUGUUGGUAAGGUGGAGGGAACUGGGGGUUGGGGGGGAUGAUGUGGGCGUGUUGAUGGAUGAGGGGGAUGCUAUACUGCGGGAUGGGCGGUCGAGUGGGGAGAGUGAGAGUGGGAGGAGUCCUAGUUGA
Dichotomopilus funicola is the source of this 960-nucleotide messenger RNA. Its product is annotated as Vps51/Vps67-domain-containing protein. Gene Ontology annotation, cellular component: EARP complex; GARP complex; membrane. Gene Ontology annotation, biological process: Golgi vesicle transport; retrograde transport, endosome to Golgi; Golgi organization. The record is from RefSeq and is a predicted model, not a curated record. The coding region runs from base 1 to 960 and encodes 319 amino acids. NCBI's taxonomy places the organism in Eukaryota, Fungi, Ascomycota, Sordariomycetes, Sordariales, Chaetomiaceae. The transcript is spliced from 2 exons.